Messenger RNA from Drosophila mojavensis, 5472 nucleotides. RefSeq lists its product as uncharacterized. Lineage: Eukaryota; Metazoa; Arthropoda; Insecta; Diptera; Drosophilidae. The transcript has 14 exons. Gene Ontology annotation, cellular component: axon; endocytic vesicle; plasma membrane. Gene Ontology annotation, molecular function: guanyl-nucleotide exchange factor activity. The coding region runs from base 214 to 4944 and encodes 1576 amino acids. The record is from RefSeq and is a predicted model, not a curated record. Gene Ontology annotation, biological process: endothelial cell migration; Rho protein signal transduction.
CCUGUCGAUCAGUUAACCGCUAGUCACCCGCGCGCGCGGUGUUCGUUAGUAGCGUUGUUGCGCGCCGUUGACAGAAAAUUCGCAUCGUGCCAAAGUGUCUCCUUUAUUUUCGCAACUGGCAUAGUGUAAAGGUGUAAAGGUGCCAUAUAUGAUAAAUGAAUCUAAAUUACAAAACUGACUGUGACAAUAAGCCGGUUGUUAAUUGGCUGCAAAAUGAAUUCCAGCAAAGAGGCGAAGAGCGCCGCGAAGGGACAAAAGAAGUUACAAAAGACCAACAAAAAGCAGCAACAGAAACAACAGCUGCAGCAACAACAACAACAACAACAGCAGCAACAGCAACAACAGCAGCAGCAGCAACAGCCAACCAUAAAUAGUAAUAAGAACGGGAUCUGUAAAGCUGCCACGAAUGCAAAACUCAAGCCCAACGAUUCAAAGGCCAAUAAUCGCAGCAGCACCAACAACCACAAUACAUACAACAACAAUAAUAGCAACAACAACAACAACAACAUGGUGCACAAGAACAACAAUUCGCAAUCGAUGAGCGGAACAACAGCUGCAGCGACACCAAACAUUACGCAAAUGUUUAAGGAACAGUACGAUGCAGAGCGACGUGCCACAAUGUCACAGGUGGAUUCAGUGCCCAAGAUGGAGCGUACGCAUAGCUUUCGGAUGAAGAUGUCCAAGUUCUUUAACAACUUCACUGGCAGCAAGGAGAAUCUGGCGCGCAGCGACGAGUCCAAAGAUGAGGCGGGCAAAACGCCGUUCACGUUCACGCGAAGUCGUUCGAUGAUAUUGCUGCGACGUCCGAAUCGGCGCAGUUUUAUUGAGCCGCAGCUGGAGCAGCUGUCGGAGGAGGCGGAGAAGUCGGGUGAUCCACUGAUGCCAGCAUCGCCGCGCAAGAAUUCGCUGGCCGAGGACGGCGCAACCAAUACCAGCUGUUCGCCCAUAUUGCGACGCCGUGCGGACACCUCCAGCUCAAUAAAUACGCCAGCUCGACGGCAGUCCACACAGGCGCUGACCUCCACACCCGUCGAGGACUCCGCGGAGGCAUCCAUGCAGCGCAAGCCAUCGCUUAUAUCCCUGACACCUGCCGAAAGCAACUACAAUCCUCAGCUGAACUUUCAGAAACGUCGCUCCAGCACGCUCAUCGCGUCGUUCAAGAGCACGCUGAUUGGGUUGACGGAGAAGCCAGAGAAGAAGGAGAAGAAAGACAAAAAAGACAAGCUGAAUCCCAAGUGGAGCGCCUCGCUGCAAUCGCUGCAAGCGAUUGAUAACAUGGUCAGCUAUGCCAAUAUGUCAUUCAUUGACUACGACAAGUUCAAUGGCUAUGAGAAGCAGCUGGAGCGCCAGCAGUCCAUCAUGAGUCUAGCCGAGCAGCAGAUGCCCCCCGCCCACACGCUCCAGUUGCCAUUGACCACAACCGCCAGCCAUCCCCACCACUCGCAGCUCAACUCAUCCUCGCCCCUGGGCGAACUAAGUGGGAGUGCAGCUGGAGCUGGGACUGUCAGUCUGCCCUUGCCGCACACGCCCUCCUUUGUGGGCUCCUCAUCCAUGGAGAGCACGCCGAAGACAGUGGUGAUGCGACGCAAGCGAAGCAGCAGUUCGGCGCUCGCGCGCCAGCAGUCCGCCUCGACGCGCAACAGCAGCCAGAGCUCCUUUAACCUGGAUACGGACUUUGAGCACAACCUGGACAGAGUUCACAAUGUCUAUCGCGAAAGCCUGGACUCACGCACCCUGGAGCUGCUCAAUCAGCGUUCGCGCAACUCCUUCAUUCAGGACCAGCCAAUGCUCUUCGACGCCCUCAACCUGGAGGAUGGCUCUGCAAACCGGCGCUGUGCGCUCUGCGCCCAGAGUGUCGCGAGAGCCAACAGCUUCAAGCAGCAGCGCGACGCGGUGGAUGGGCGCGGGAAGCCCAAAAUACAGCUGAAAUCAAAAAGUCUCACCCACUUAGAUGGCCUCGACACGCCGGUGCCAGGCUGCCAGCACGGUGCUGCCGCACCCACAGCUACCGCCGAGACCUCCACGACCCCGGCCAUGUCAGCGCCAGCGGACACGCCUGGCCGGCAGACGCAAUCGGGGGAGCUACGACAAGCCCCCAAGGUCUCCAAGCCGCAACAACCACACACCACGCCCACAACUGUUCCACCGCCCACGAUUUAUACGCAAACACCACAAUUUGUGCGCCGAUCGCCGUCCCUGAUGCUCUCGCCGAGCAGCCCGAGUCAGGCCGGCAUCGGAUCAGGUGUUCGCUGCAGCGCCAGCUCCGCCCAACACCCGGCGUGCAGCAGUGCAACCGGAACAACCUAUUUAACACCCACGUCUAAGACCUUGCAGAGCCAUGCCAGCGAUGGCUUGCAAACGUCGGCAAUUGGUUCAGGUGCUUCGAUACCAUAUAGUCACUAUGGUGGCUCCAAGAGCGUUGCCCCAACGAUCAUGAGUUCGUCGUUAAUGCAUCGCAAGAAACCGUUAUUAACACGCAGCGAGGUUUCAAGCUCGGAAUAUUUUUCGGUAUCCUUUUGCCUGGACGCAUCGCCAUGCCCUGACGAGGAGUUCAUACCGGCAACCAAAGGCACAACAUUACAAAAUGCGCUGAGGCACAUGUUGCACAGGCGAAAUCUUAGCUUUUCGCAGAUUAAAAUUACAGACAAUAUUCCCACUUAUAGCUAUCCAGAUACAGGUCCAUCGAACAUGACAACCCUCCUAGACGAGCAUACCGAUGUUGAGAACUUGGCUGGACAUCAUCUGGUUAUUACGGAACGCGACAGCAGUCGGAAGUCUUUGCAGAAGGCAGCAUCCUUCGGCUCUCGACAGCGACCUCCACGCCUCCUGUCCUCCGCCUCAACAGAGGAGACUAGUGAAUCAGGCAAUGCCCAUGGCAAGCAGAUACUCGGUCGUUGGUCCUCCAUAUUCGGCAUAAAGAACCCGCAGCAGAGUCAGCUCUACGAUCUGCUCAACAAUUAUGCCAAGAACGGCGUGCCCCAGCGCCCAGAUGCCUUCAACUCCGAGAAUCCCGCGAUCUCUGAAGCCCUGAACUAUCUGCAAAACAUGGACAAGUCGUGGCGCGACUUCGUCGAUAGCAAUGCGAUGAGUGAUAGCGAGAUUAGGAUACAAACGGCCAUAUGGGAGCUGGUCACCACAGAGGUCUACUACAUUCACGCCCUGCAAACGGUUACGCACCUCUUUCUUGCCUGUCUGGAGGCCGUGCAGGAGGAACGCCUGCUGAUUGAUGUCGAUCAGCACAGACUGUUCUCAAACGUACGAUCCGUGUGCGAGGCAAAUAUUAAGUUUUGGACUCAAUAUCUAUAUCCGAUGGUCGCACACAGCAUAAGGACACGCGAGCCCCUGAGAUAUGCCUUUUUCCAAGAAGGCUUCAUAGCAUUCGCUUCGAUUUUCGCGCCCUACAAGGUUUACUGUGCGGAGCAGAGCACCUGCCAGUUUUACUGCAAGGAGCUCAAUCAAAACAACGCGCUGUUCACUGUCUACUUGGCCUGGUGUGAGUCGCAGAAGAUGUGCAACCGCUUGCGGUUGGCCGACAUCGUUGUCCGUCCCAUGCAGCGGCUGACCAAGUACAGCCUCCUGCUGGCGGCCAUCAAGAAGCACAUGACUGAUGUGGAGGACAUCGAAGUGAUGGACAUGAUGAUACACAGCGUGGAGAACUUCGUUGGCAGCGUCAACAACCACUUGACAAUGCGACAGGAGAGCGAGCGCCUUAAGGGCGUUAUGGCACGCAUCGAAUCCUAUGAUGUGGUGGACACCAACAACGAGGUGUUGGACAAGCUCAUCAAGCAGCACAGCCAGAUGUUCGAUCUGUGCGCUCCCAUGCGCGGCUGUCCCGCCAACCAGGUGCGCCACCUGUUCAUGGAGGGCGACCACAAAUUCAAAGACAAUGUCGGCAAAAGCGACGUGCAUUGCUUUCUGCUGACUGACAUACUGCUCGUGUGCAAGGGCAUCGCCAAGAAGGGCUUGGGUGCGCUCAAGGUCAUUCGCCAGCCAUAUCUGACCGAUCAUCUGAUCGUGCAUCUGGGGCAGAACAACACGCUCAACUGCGUCUAUCUCAACGAGUUCCAGGUGGCCACCACGGGCUUUACGCUGCAGUGCAUUGAGGCCAAGAACUGGUACGAUGCGCUGUGGCGCGCCAAGACCAUUUACCAAAGACUGAAGAAGGGCAAUGGGGGCGACAGCAUACGCUACGGCAGCAGCGGCGCUGGCGGUGCCACUGGCGAUUCCCUCGGUGUGCGCAAGUCGCCCAUCAACUCCUCGAUCGGCAGCCAUGUGUCGAGUGCGAACAACAGCCACAGCGGCAGCGUUGAGUGGAACGAUUCGCGGAAUAUAUCCGUUGACUUUGAAAAGACUAACUCGCUCUCCAGCGACGAGGGCUCCAGCCUGUUGGGUAACCAGGGCCUGGCACCGAAGGGCAAGCAGCACUUGCUUAGGGGCGUGCCAAAGCCAAAGAUUGGCGCAAUUGCAUCGACAUCGGCGAAUACCCUAUCCGUACAGCCGUUAAACCAUCUGGGCCAGAGUUUGCCCAACCUGAACUUGCAACAUAACCAAACUAACAAUACAUUGCUUGUGCCGGGCACAACGACUAGUCACUCGGGUAACUUAUUGUUGUCGCCCAGUCAUCGCGGCAUUUCCUAUCCACCGCCGAGUCCAACUAGAGUGCCGCUGAAACGGGGCAUGGCAUUCUCCACGUCCACGAAGAACCCACCACUGCUGAAGACCCGCAACAUCACAUCGCAGAACAGUAUUAAUUGGCAUCAGAUACCAGCCACGCCCACGCCGCCCAGCCCGCGAUCGCAGCAACAUUCGCCCAGCACCACCAACGCCUGCAAUGUUGAUCCCAGGCUCCUGCAGAAACAGAUAUCGCACCAGCUGCCCCUGCAAACGACCAAUCAGAGCAACUUGGACCUCCAACGGAAUUUAAGCAAUGAAACGGACGUCUAAUGCAGACAACUGGCCAACAGCCAACUGAUUGAGAGAUUAGCUUAGAUUUAGAUCAAGGAAAUCAACAAGAGAAGCAGUACUCCAUACUCCGUACUCAUCAACGAUUCCUUGAAUAGAGUCGGUCAAUGUACAUAAUCGCUAAUACUGCACCUUUGGGUCCAAAUACGAUACAAAUAUAAUCAACAUUCCAUCUAAGUUCUAUGCUACCAUUCCCAUUGUCUAUCCAUAUUUAAGUCGGCAUAUGCAUACACUAUAAUCAUAUUAAACAGUUAUACGAUUACAUUCUUCCAUGGAAAAGAAAUAAUUAUGAAAUGCUAGUAAAAAUAUUUUUAAUCAAUAAAUAAAUACACAAAUAUGUAUGUAAGCAUGUUUAUAAAUCUUUACAAAAACAUUUAAGCAACUGUAGAAGCAUAUUGUUAAAGAUAGUAACCAUAAUUUAAAGUAGAUAUUCUUUUGGCCCUAAUUUUCCUAUAAUUUCCUAUAUUCUGUUGAUAAAGCUAACGAAAAUAUACUCUAUUAUUAAUUUUU